Molecule: messenger RNA, 1083 nt
Organism: Chaetomium strumarium
Lineage: Eukaryota; Fungi; Ascomycota; Sordariomycetes; Sordariales; Chaetomiaceae
Product: chaperonin 10-like protein
Exons: 6
Coding region: 1-1083 (360 amino acids)
Biological process (GO): alcohol metabolic process
Molecular function (GO): zinc ion binding; alcohol dehydrogenase (NADP+) activity
Source: RefSeq, a predicted model, not a curated record
AUGUAUCCUGACACAUUCGAAGGAUUUGCCAUUCCGGCUGCCGACCAAUGGACUCAGCCGCGAAGAAUCGAGUUCAAGCCGAAGCCCUUUGGUGACUACGACAUCGAUGUCAAGAUUACCUGCUGUGGCGUGUGCGGCUCAGACCUGCACACGGCGACGGGCGGCUGGGGCAACAAGAACUGGCCCAUCAUCCCCGGGCAUGAGAUUGUUGGCACUGCAGUCAAAGUCGGCCCCAAGGUGACGACUGUCAAAGUCGGCGACCGCGUCGGCGUAGGCGCCCAGAUCUCGGCCUGCCUGGACUGCGCGCAAUGCAAGGAGGGCAACGAGACGUACUGCAAGAAGCAGCAAGACACGUACAACUCCUUCUACCCCGACGGGACGCUCGCCCACGGCGGCUACUCCUCCCACAUCCGCGCGCACGAGCACUUCACCUUCCCGAUCCCGGACGCCCUCCCCUCGGAGCUGGCCGCUCCGAUGCUCUGCGCCGGUCUGACCGCCUACUCGCCGCUCGUUCGCAACGGCGUCGGCCCGGGCAAGAAGGUGGGCAUCAUCGGCAUCGGCGGCAUCGGCCACUUCGGGAUCCUCUUCGCCAAAGCGCUCGGCGCCUCCGUCUGGGCCAUCUCGCGCGGGACGAGCAAGAAGGCCGACGCGCUGGCCAUGGGCGCCGACGGGUUCCUCGCGACGCAGGAAAAGGGGUGGAACACCGGGCCGGAGCUUGAAAUGACCUUCGACAUGCUCCUGUGCACGGCCAGCGCCGACGACGACGGGUUCGACCUGGCCGCCUACCUGUCGCUGCUGAAGGUGCACGGCCGCUUCAUCAGUGUCGGCCUGCCCGAGGGCGACGGGUGGCGCGUGCGGCCCAUGUCGUUGCUCGCCAACGGUUGCUUGAUCGGGGCCGCGCAUCUGGGCAGUAGGCGGGAGACGCUGGACAUGUUGCGGCUCGCGGCCGAGAGGGGGAUCAAGAGCUGGGUGGAGACGAUUCCGGUUGGGGAGAAGGGGGUUGGGGAGGCGCUGGAGCGCCUGCAUAACAACGACGUCCGGUACAGGUUUACCCUAGUUGAUUAUGACAAGCAGUUCCGGUAA